CAGCUAAGCUGGCGUAAGGUAAAUGUGAUACCCUGCACGACAUUGAACGUCAUUCGUCUUUUCGUCUGGGUUUCCCUCCAAACAUGGCUGCGGUUAAUAUUACUUCGCCCCUUACCAAAAUUGGAUUAACAAGGUUUGGAGGAAUAUUUCUCCUGCUGAUUCUUCAUUUUCAGUUUGUCGCUACUACAGUGCUAUGGACAAAACCAGCCCCAAGUUGGAGCCAAAGGGAUUCAAAUAUCAUUAGAACAGUUGAUAUUAACGUGUUGGAGGGCAGCACCAAGGUUCACCUGAGCUGGAAUUACGCCCUGUUAGAUGGCUCAGAUCUAAGGACAACAACUUUUUCCAUUAACGAUGGUACUGGUUGGAAUGAUAUUGGAGUUAUAUACCAUUCUGACAAUAGCACUACGAUAUAUGACAGAAAUAAUUACAAGACAAGAUUUAAUAUCAGCGAAGGUGAUGUCGCCACCCUGAUAUUGCAAAACGUGACUGAAAAUGAACGAGCGAUUUUCCAAUGCAAGCUCUCCACGCUAAGAAACUAUUGGACCUACAGGAUUCACGUGAAUUUUACAAAGCGCCAUCUGAACUGGGUGGAACGAUCGUUGUCGGUUGUUGGUGUUGAACAGCACAACAUCACCUUUCAGUGGACUUAUAUGAAAACACUUGGCAUAUCUUCAACGUUUCGAGAGGCAAAACUCAUUGAUCUUAGUCGCGGAGAAACAACCAUUUUAGAGAAAGCGGUGACCACUGCGCCACAUGUAAAUGAAGCGUACAGACCUCGGUUUCACGUGGAUUAUAUACAAGAUACUAAAGCGUCCAUAACCAUUGUUGGUCUACAAAGAUCAGACAGGGGAAGAUAUAGAUUUGAUGUUAAAACCCACAGGAAGGACAUCGACCAACUUAACACGCUCUCCAGUAUCAUGGAACUCUCAGUGCAGUAUGCGGCGAACUCGACCAAUGUUAGCGACCACCAAACUUUGCAAGAAGGAUCCUACCUUCAACUAUUCUGUCAAGCCUCUGGCAAUCCAACCCCAAAUAUAACAUGGACCAAAGUGCUUGAAAACAGUAACGAUAGUAGAGUGCUGCAUCAAGGAACCAACUGGAAUUUAACAAAAAUUAACAGAACUUUUUCAGGAAUAUACAACUGUACAGCUGACAAUGGAAUUGGAAAUCCCAUGUGGCGUCUAAUAAAAGUCAAUGUUACCUAUCCUACUAAAGUUGUUAAGCUUUUUAGUGAACAUCAAGUUGCAGUACAGGGAAGUGUAUCUCUUCACUGCGAAGCCGAUGGAAAUCCUCGGCCUGUUUACACGUGGUCUCCAUGUGAUCCACAGACCCAAGCAUGCCACGAGAGCUCACUAAAUAUUUCCAACGUUCUCAAUGAGGCUGUAUACUCCUGCAAUGUGGCAAAUAUUUUGGGUAAUGAUACAAAAAAGACCAAAGUUGUCAUAGCGGGCACUGUGAUAAAUGUGACACUUUUCAUCAGUGAACAGUGUCCUCAAGAAACUUUAUCUGAGUCCGCGUUGUGGAAGAACCUGAAACAAAAGAUAGAAGACCUAUUAACAGAUGAAGGACACACAAGCACAGAAUUAACAAAUUACAGGUGUGGUAGUGUAAUUGUUGAUUUGGCUUUGGAGUUCAAUUCCUCUGUGAAAGAAGAGAAGGUACUUUCAAUGCUAAAAGAUUCGGCAGAGAAUGGAGGACUGAAAGACUUGGGGGUGAAAGCUUCCGAAAUAGUAGGUUGGCGACCUGGAAGGCCAACUGAAGCACCUAAAAGCUCAACACAAAGCAUUAAAAGUACAGAGAGUAGUACAUUAUCUGCUACACCUUCCGAAUACCCUGCUCAGACGGAAGGUGACGAUGGUCUUAAGGAUUGGAUGAUUGCUGUUAUUGGCGCUGUUUCCGGUCUUGUCCUCCUUUUCAUCGUUAUUUUCUUACUUUGUUGGAUCAACAAGACUCAUAAAAAGAAGAAUAGCUCUGGAGUUGCAAACGUUGACAUGUCGACGACAUCAAGUUAUGUAAAGAGUGGCCCCCAUCAUUCCGAUAAGCCUUACUACAGCAGGGAAUCUAUUGAAGAUGAUCCAUUCAUUGCUGCGUCCACUUAUUCCCUGAAUUCAGUCGAUAGAAGAGACCGGGAGAGAGAUUCUAGCGUCAACUAUGGAUACCAACCAGACGAUUCUGAUCAGCCACCAGGUGAAAUGCUGCUAAAAUCAGGCACCCGCCUCCCCAAGAAUGACCGUCUCACUCAAAGUGCCGGGGAGCUUGAUGUGACCUCCACAUAUUUAGCUAAGGGACCACAGCGAGAUUGCAGUACACUUCCCUCUCACCACAGACCACCCUCUUAUGAGGAAGCUUCGAAACAGAAAGAUAGAAUAAUGAUGACAGAACCAAGGCCAAGUAGAUCCACAGGCGGCAGGCAGAGGCAACGGCAAAGGCCUUCGGAAGACAGGGCGGGAGAAGCUAGUGUAGCACCAAGUGAAGUGAGGCCCAAUCAAGAUGAACAUAGAGAUACCAAAAAGAAAGGACCGCUUGAUCCCACGGCAAUUUAUGCAGUUCCAGACAAGAAAAAGAAAUUUAGUCAACAAAGUCCUGAAUCCCACGGAGCGGCUCUAGACCCAUCCCAAGCGAAUCCUACGAAGAAAGAACCAACCAAAGGACCAAUUCUACAAAAUCCUGGAAAUUUGGACCUGGAUGAUUCCUCUUGUGUAUGUUCAAGUGAGGGGCCAAGAAACUUAAUUAUCCCCAUCGAAAUGUUACCUAGCAACCGCCCAGCCCCCAAAAGAGACGAUAAAGAAAAUGGAAAAUCAGAACCUUUGUCACAGCCUAAUUCGACUUUGGAAAAACUACAGCGUCCACCGAACAGUUCAAGCGGUGCUGUACGUUAUGUGCCGGAGCGGAGUAAAUUGCCGUAUAGGAAUGUCCGUGGACAACUUGUGAGACCAGACGCACUAUCACAAUCUUCACAAGACUCGCUCGACAAAAAACCGGAAGCACCUCAAAACCAGUGGAAGCCCGUCGGGUCCCAGACCCUCAGCAGGGAAUCAUCGGAUGUUGGUUACGUCACGUACCUGGUCUGAUGGCAUGGUAAUCUGUCUUCCAAACAGGUCUCUAUUACUGAUUUGAGCCCAAGGCAUGUAAACUACAUACAAAUAUCAAGUACAGCUGUUCGCUUCCAACCGAAUAAAUAAUGUGUAGAGCUUUAGAAUGGCUUCAUUCAAAGAAGGCAACUGACUUUCACAUUGCCAGCUUAGAAAAUUCCAUCUUUGGGACUAAAUCACUCAACCGGCCCGAUCCCCUGAUGAUGAUACAUUUCACUGAGGUAAUUGGUGAACUUUGUGCAUUCUGAGUGGCUAACCCAACGUAGAAUGACAAAGUGAUUGUUAACUCUAAACAUGUCGAGUAUUUGCCGUUACACCGUCGAAUAUAGCGGCCAUCUUAGGGUUUAUAACAUGUUUUGACUAGUCUAAGAGGGAUAUAAUGCAUGUUGACCUUUCCGUAAGUAAAAAAUGUCUUUAUUCGUAAAAAUUGAUUUGUGCUGCACAUAAAAGCGUUGCAACAUCAAAAUAUAUAGUUAAGAAGGAAACCAACUAUUGGUUUUCCAAAUAAAAAAACGUCAACGGAAUAAAGGCAACACACAGUAACUACA
Molecule: messenger RNA, 3640 nt
Organism: Stylophora pistillata
Lineage: Eukaryota; Metazoa; Cnidaria; Anthozoa; Scleractinia; Pocilloporidae
Biological process (GO): homophilic cell-cell adhesion; synapse organization
Cellular component (GO): neuronal cell body; plasma membrane; axon
Molecular function (GO): axon guidance receptor activity
Source: RefSeq, a predicted model, not a curated record